This is a messenger RNA of Megalobrama amblycephala (Wuchang bream), 1575 nucleotides long. RefSeq names its product B-cell receptor CD22-like. The coding region runs from base 40 to 1560 and encodes 506 amino acids. NCBI's taxonomy places the organism in Eukaryota, Metazoa, Chordata, Actinopteri, Cypriniformes, Xenocyprididae. The record is from RefSeq and is a predicted model, not a curated record. The transcript is spliced from 8 exons.
UGUGUUAAAACAGUCAGUCAUUUGGUUGCUGUUGAUCUGAUGAGCUUCAACACGAUAUAUUUGAUGCUGAUGUUGGUCAGAAUGGCUCCUGCUCUUCCUCUGAUCUUUCUGCUCAUGAUUCACAGGGUUUCUAGUGCUGGUUGGGGUGUGAGUUACAGUCCUUCACACAUCUGUGCACUAAAGGACUCAUCAGUGAUAAUGAACUGCACUUAUACAUACCCUACUGGAUAUCAGAUCAAGAAAGUGUUCUGGACAAAAGUCUAUAAAACAGGUGUUGAGUCUCCUCUCUCUGAGGACCCUGAAUACAGUCAGAGGCUUCAGUAUCUGGGAGAUAAACAGCAGAACUGCACCAUCAGACUGAGUCAUGUGACACUGAAGGAUUCACACGAGUACUAUUUCAGAAUCAUCACUGAUAAAGACAGAUGGAUUGGUGUUCCAGGAGUAAAUCUUACUGUCACAGAUCUUCAGGUGGAGUCUCCUGAGAGAGUGACAGAGGGAGAUUCAGUCCGUCUGACAUGUAAAAGCAGCUGCACUCUGACUGACAGAGCAACAUUCAUCUGGUACAGAAACUCACAGCCAUUAACUGAGAGAAGAGACAGAAACAAUGAACUCCUGCUGCAGUCAGUCAGAAGAGAGGAUGCAGGCAGAUAUAGCUGUGCUGUACACGGACACAAUCACAUCUCUCCUGCUGUUCAGCUCAAUGUCAUGUACCCUCCAAAGAGUGUCUCAGUGUCCAUCAGUCCAUCUGGUGAAAUAGUGUCAGGAGAUUCAGUGACUCUGAUCUGCAGCAGUGAUUCAAACCCUCCUGCUCUGAACUUCAGCUGGUUUAAAGGAGGAACGUUUGUAGGAUCUGGAAGAAUCUACAGCAUCUCAAAGAUCAGCUCUGAUGACAGUGGAGAAUACAAGUGCAGAUCCAUCAAUGAACAUGGAGAGAAAUACUCUGAUGCUGUGACUUUAAAUGUCAAGUACCCACCCAGGAGUGUCUCAGUGUCCAUCAGUCCAUCUGGUGAAAUAGUGUCAGGAGAUUCAGUGACUCUGAUCUGCAGCAGUGAUUCAAACCCUCCUGCAGAAAUCAGCUGGUUUAAAGGAGGAACGUUUGUAGGAUCUGGAAGAAUCUUCAACAUCUCAAAGAUCAGCUCUGAUGACAGUGGAGAAUACAAGUGCAGAUCCAUCAAUGAACAUGGAGAGAAAUACUCUGAUAAUGUGACUUUAAACGUCAUGUACUCUCCCAGGAACGUCUCAGUGUUGAUAACUGGAUCUGGUGAAAUAGUGUCAGGAGAUUCAGUGACUCUGAUCUGCAGCAGUGAUUCAAACCCUCCUGCUCUGAACUUCAGCUGGUUUAAGGAGAAUGAAAGCUCAGCUGUUGGAUCUGGACAGAGUUUCAGUGCACUACAGAGUGGACGCUUCUACUGUCAGGCUCACAAUCAACAUGGAUCUCAGAGAUCAGACGCUGUAACUGUCACAGUUCAUCAUGGUGCUGGUAGGAAUGUGAUUGUGAUUGCAGCGACAUCUGGAGGAUUAUUCUUCAUCAUCAUCAUCAUCAUCUUUUUUAUAAUGUGAGCUCAAUAACAAAAA